This is a messenger RNA of Myodes glareolus (Bank vole), 1407 nucleotides long. RefSeq names its product tripartite motif-containing protein 59-like. The record is from RefSeq and is a predicted model, not a curated record. Gene Ontology annotation, biological process: negative regulation of canonical NF-kappaB signal transduction; innate immune response. Gene Ontology annotation, molecular function: ubiquitin protein ligase activity; zinc ion binding. Lineage: Eukaryota; Metazoa; Chordata; Mammalia; Rodentia; Cricetidae.
GCGCCCUCAUUUGCCCAGGCGGCAAGGUCGAAAGCUGCUAGGAGGUGGCGGUGGUGGCGGCUGCGGCGCCACUAGGCUCCGCCCCUCCCGGGCCGCUGAGGACUCCAGGCCUCUGCGAAUAACAAAAGAACCUGGAGAAGUGGGAGAAGAUAAAGUAUAUCCAUUAUCCAGAUCAGAAGAUCAACAAAGCAGGAAAUGCACAAUUUUGAGGACGAGUUAACGUGUCCUAUUUGUUACAGUAUUUUCAAAGAUCCUAGAGUCCUACCAUGCUCUCAUACAUUUUGUAGAAAUUGUCUGGUAAGUGUUUUUCAGGCAACUAGAAACUCUUUGUUAUGGAGACCUUUGCGAAUUCCAUUCAAGUGUCCUAACUGCAGAAGGAUUAUUGAAAUUUCUUUACCUGGUAUAGAAUCCUUACCGGUAAAUUUUGCAUUGAGAGCAAUUAUUGAAAAGUACCAGCAAGAAGACCACCCCGAUGUUGUCACCUGCCCUGAACACUACAGGCAGCCAUUAAAUGUUUAUUGCCUACUAGAUAAAAAAUUAGUUUGUGGCCAUUGUCUCACUAUAGGCCAACAUCAUGGUCAUCCUAUAGAUGACCUUCAGAGUCUCUAUCUGAAAGAAAGCGAUACACCUCAGAAGUUGUUUAAACAGUUAACCGACACACACUGGACCGACGUCACCCGUCUUAUUGAAAAGCUUGAAGAACAGAAGUGUCAUUUUGAAAAAAUGGUUCAAGGUGAUAAGGAAGUUGUUCUCCAGUAUUUUAAGGAGCUUAGUGAUACAUUAGAACAGAAAAAGAAAGGUUUUUUGGCAGCUCUCUGUGACGUUGGUAAGCUGAUCAAUCAGGAAUACACUCCGCAGAUCGAAAGGGUGAAGGAGAUCAGAGAACAACAGCUCGAGUUAAUGGCAGUGACUACAGCUUUACAAGAUGAGUCUCCACUUAAACUCCUAGAAAAAAUUGAUGAUGUCCGCCAACGUGUGCAGAUGUUGAAACGGAGCCCACUUCCUGCGGUUCAGCCUGUAGAAAUUUACCCUCGAGUAAGCCAAGUAUUAAAGGAAGAGUGGAGCAGGACAGAGAUUGGACAUAUUAAGAAAGCUGUCAUUCCUAAAAUGAGAGUUUCUUCAAAAAGGAUGCCAUGUUCCUGGCCUGACAAAUAUGAAAAAGAACUUGAAUUCUUUAAAAUUUUAAAUAUUGCUGUGAUUUCACUGAUUUCAGUGAUAUUAAUGUUGAUACUCUUUUUCAACCAAUGCAUAAUCACCUUCCUAAAUGAAAUCACUUUAAGAUGUUUCUCUGAAGUCUCUUUGUCUGUUUACCAAAGUUUAUCUAAUAACUUAAAUGACUUAAAAAAUAUGGUAUGCUAUAAUUUAUAUUUGUUAAAGGAAAUCAUGUGGAAAAUAGUUUCUCGCUGA